GCAGAUUGAUCCCGGAUGUGACGUCAGCUGUGGACGGGCCCGUUGUGUGCUAGCUGCUCGCAAGGCCAUCAAAGAUGACUACAGCUGCAAGGCCAACGUUUGAGCCGGCAAGAGGAGGAAGGGGUAAAGGAGAAGGUGAUCUGAGUGCCCUCUCCAAGCAGUACUCCAGUCGAGAUCUUCCAGGUCACACAAAGAUCAAGUACAGGCAGCCUACCCAGGAUGCCCCCGAGGAGGUGCGUGCCCGUGACUUCCGCAGGGAGUUGGAGGAAAGGGAGCGUGUGGCGGCACGUGACAAGACCAGAGAGAGAGGACCAAGAGAGCACACCACAUCAUCAUCAUCAUCUUCAUCAUCAUCUUCAAAAAGACCCAGACUGGAUCAGAUCCCAGCAGCCAACCUUGAUGCUGAUGACCCUCUCACUGAUGAUGAUGAGGACGAGGACUCGGAAGAGGACAGCGAUGACGACGACACUGCGGCUCUUCUGGCAGAACUGGAGAAGAUCAAGAAAGAGCGAGCUGAAGAGCAAGAACGCAAGGAGCGCGAGCAAAAGGCAGAGGAGGAGCGAAUUCGAAUGGAAAACAUCUUAAGUGGCAAUCCACUGAUUAAUUUGGCUGGACAGCAGCAACAGAUGGCCCAGACUCAGACUACAUUCAGGGUCAAAAGAAGGUGGGAUGAUGAUGUUGUGUUCAAGAACUGCGCCAAAGGCGUAGAUGAGGCGCGGAAGGAGAAGCGAUUCGUCAACGACACACUACGCUCAGAGUUCCACAAGAAAUUUAUGGAGAAAUAUGUAAAAUAAAUGGCUUCAUUAUCAUUUUAUAGGUUGUUUUUUUUUUUUUUUUAUCCGAUGCUUUUGGCUUCCAGGCUUUUCCCUCUGUCCCUUUCAGUGUUGUACAUACAAGUUUGGUGAAUUGCAUUCUUUGAGUAAAGGCUGUCAAAAAUGAAUGGCAAUAUUCAAUUGUUCAACAUUUCUUUUUGUUUUUCAAUAAACUGAAUUGCUUCACAUGAACUCCCCUUAUUCAUGCAUAAAUUGAUUUUUAUAUGAACAGAUUAUUCCGGCCAAAUAAUCUGGAUUUAAGUGAGCAUUACAAUAUAAUUCAACUUUAUUCAGAAUGAAGCUUUAUUCAUGUCUCGAAAUAAGAAAUGAAAAUUGUUAUCUAUCUGAUUCAGAGUCUUGGUUAAUCCACUGCCAUAGAUAGCUGUUUCUGUGUAUUGGAGAGCUUUUCUUUUCCUGGUAGCAGAACCUGUGACUGAGUAAUCCAGAGGUCCUGAAAGUAUGGUAGGAUGUGCCUCCUGUCAGCCUCACAGCCUAACUGUUGAAAUCCUUGUUUUCUUUAUUCCAUCUCAUGAUUGCGUUUCGU
Messenger RNA from Salarias fasciatus (jewelled blenny), 1356 nucleotides. RefSeq names its product CWC15 spliceosome associated protein (gene cwc15). Gene Ontology annotation, cellular component: catalytic step 2 spliceosome. Gene Ontology annotation, molecular function: RNA binding. The record is from RefSeq and is a predicted model, not a curated record. The transcript has 7 exons. Bases 75 to 794 code for a protein of 239 amino acids. Gene Ontology annotation, biological process: mRNA cis splicing, via spliceosome. Lineage: Eukaryota; Metazoa; Chordata; Actinopteri; Blenniiformes; Blenniidae.